AUCAAAUUUUGCAGUCGCCAAAGUGGAUUGUUUGACGGAGAAGGGGAAGGAUCCAAAUGAAAGCCCGACGACGUAGGAGACCAAGUAAUAGUCCGAAUUCCAUUCAAUAUAUCAUUUGCCGCACCAAAUCAACAACAUUUCUUCGAAUUUCUCUGCAUGUUUCCCAAGCUUUUUGAAUUCCAAUUUCUUGAUUCCUUCCCGGGAAAAUCCUUGAACCUCCCGGCAGAUUAUACCAUGGCUUUGAUUCAACAGCUCACCUCUUUCGACUGGCAGCAAGAAUCAGACCCCUCAUCUCGGGAUUUUGUUGCUAUCCCCUUGUUCGCUCUUUUCUUCCUCUCCGUUCGCUAUUGUCUUGAUGGAUAUGUUUUCGAGAAUGUGGCCAGACGAUUAAUGUUCGGAAAGGGGCAUGAGAUACUGGAUUUUCAGACAGAUGAAAGAAGGAAAAAGAUUAAGAAAUUCAAGGAAUCAGCAUGGAAAUUUGUUUAUUUUCUAUCAGCGGAGAUUCUUGCUUUAUCUGUUACUUAUGAUGAGGCUUGGUUUACUAAUACAAAAUAUUUUUGGGUGGGCCCAGGGAAUCAGGUCUGGCCAGAUCAAAAGAUUAAGUUGAAAUUAAAAGCACUCUACAUGUAUGCUGCUGGAUUUUAUACAUAUUCCAUAUUUGCUUUAAUAUUCUGGGAAACACGGCGUUCUGAUUUUGUGGUGUCCAUGAGCCAUCAUUUGGCUUCUCUCAUUCUCAUUGUGUUGUCCUACAUUUUGAGGUUUUAUCGAGUGGGGUCAGUUGUUUUGGCUCUUCAUGAUGCUAGUGAUGUGUUUCUGGAAAUAGGAAAAAUGUCUAAAUACCGUGGCGCUGAAGCGAUUGCUAGCAUUUCAUUUAUUCUCUUUGUUUUAUCUUGGGUCCUAUUGCGCCUCAUUUUCUUCCCAUUUUGGGUAAUCAGGAGUACAAGCUAUGAAGUUCUACUGACAUUGGAUAAGGAAAAGCAUGCGGUGGAUGGUCCAAUAUGUUAUUAUGUGUUCAACAGCCUUUUGAUCUGCUUGCUUGUUAUGCACAUUUAUUGGUGGGUGUUGAUGUACCGCAUGCUUGUUAGACAAAUCCAAGACAGAGGAAAACUUAGUGAAGACGUUCGAUCUGAUUCAGAAGGCGAAGAUGAACAUGAAGAUUAAGCAGACAAACAAUAUCUGCGUGGGUAACACGAACGGAAGACAUAACUAUUUUUGUGAGAAGGUCCUAUGGGGACUAGAGAAAAGGACACCUAAGUGCAUCCAAUUCUUCUGUCAGAUUUGCGUGGUGUAAGCCCUGAAACGUAUUUAUUUAUUUUCUAAAAGAUUCUAGUUGAGACAGGGCUACUGAGAAAGCAUACUCUCCUGUUGCUGCAUUUAAAUUCUAUGUAGGCAAUGUAUGAAAAUGUCAAUUUGUUUGUCUGAUAACCAAUGUUCUGUAUUUCGCAUGUGGGUUAAACACGCGCGCACACAGAGCUAUACUAAGCGACUUGAUAAAUUGUUUAGCUUAAGCCUUGUGGAUGAAACAAAGCUUUGUUGGCCUUGUGGACGAAACAAAUCUUUGUUGGACUCUUCAAAGAGCUUUUUCCAGUUAGGGUGUUAUUUGCCUUGAAGCCAAA
Molecule: messenger RNA, 1616 nt
Organism: Neltuma alba
Lineage: Eukaryota; Viridiplantae; Streptophyta; Magnoliopsida; Fabales; Fabaceae
Product: LAG1 longevity assurance homolog 3
Exons: 7
Coding region: 157-1161 (334 amino acids)
Biological process (GO): ceramide biosynthetic process
Cellular component (GO): membrane; endoplasmic reticulum
Molecular function (GO): sphingosine N-acyltransferase activity
Source: RefSeq, a predicted model, not a curated record